CCAGUGUGUUGACCGUCCUCUGGAGCUGGUGUUCUACACAUUUCGACUCGAAUAAACACUAUGAAGCCUCAGUAACCGCAGGUUUCCCGAAGGUGACCCACAGACGCUGGACACCGUGAUGUCUGUGAACCGCUGCGUGUACCUGCUUUCUCGGCUCCGGCGCCACAUUCACACCCGGACGGCUCGCUCCUCCACCGGCGGCUGUCAUGUGUCUCCUCCGUCCAGCUUGCUACACCCACCGCAUCGGGCUGCUCCUGCUGUCUGCAGCAGAAACGUGUCCUCCAACAGCUCCUCUCCCAAACCUCCAGACACCUCACUGUUUGUCCCCUUGUCCCUGAAGACCGACAGCACCGCAGACGGGGCUGUGGGAGCCGAGCUGACCCAGGCGCUCGAUAAAAAUGAACUGCUUAAAGUUUUAAACCGGUUUUAUAAAAGGAAGGAGAUGCAGAGGCUGGCAGCAGAUCAAGGCCUGGACGCUCGUCUGUUUCAUCAGGCCUUCAUCAGCUUCAGGAAGUUUGUCCUUGAGAUGCAGUCUCUCCCCGCUGACCUGCACAUCAUCCUCAGCGACAUCUGCUGCGGAGCAGGUCAUGUCGAUGACAUCUAUCCAUAUUUCAUGCGUCAUGCCAAGCAGAUUUUCCCCAUGUUAGACUGCAUGGAUGACCUGAGGAAGAUCUCUGACCUCCGAGUCCCUGCUAACUGGUACCCUGAGGCUCGAGCCAUCCAGAGGAAGAUCAUUUUCCACGCUGGGCCCACCAACAGUGGUAAAACAUACCAUGCCAUCCAGCGCUACUUGACUGCCAAGUCUGGAGUUUACUGCGGACCUCUCAAGCUGCUGGCUCACGAGAUUUUUGAAAAGAGCAACAAUGCUGGUGUGCCUUGUGACCUGGUCACAGGAGAGGAGAGGACCUUCGUGGACCUGGAGGGUCGAGCAGCUGGCCACGUGGCGUGCACCAUCGAGAUGUGCAGCGUCACCACGCCUUACGAGGUGGCUGUAAUUGAUGAAAUCCAAAUGAUCCGGGAUACCUCCAGAGGCUGGGCCUGGACCAGAGCGCUGCUGGGCCUCUGCGCCGAGGAGAUCCAUAUCUGUGGGGAACCAGCGGCUGUGGACUUCAUCAGGGAGCUGAUGUUCACCACAGGAGAGGAGGUGGAGGUCCACAACUACCAGCGCCUGACCCCGUUCUCCAUCCUGGACCAGGCGGUGGAGUCUCUGGAUAACCUGAGGCCAGGAGACUGCAUUGUGUGCUUCAGCAAAAACGACAUCUACUCUCUGAGCAGGCAGAUUGAGGCCAGAGGACAGGAAUGUGCCGUCAUUUAUGGGAGUUUGCCUCCAGGCACAAAACUGUCUCAGGCCAAGAAGUUCAAUGACCCCGAUGACCCCUGUAAGAUACUAGUCGCAACGGACGCUAUUGGCAUGGGCCUCAACUUGAGCAUCAAGCGAAUCAUCUUCAACAGUCUGAUCAAACCCAACAUUAACGAAAAAGGAGAGAAGCAGAUGGAGACCAUCAGCACGUCUCAGGCUCUGCAGAUCGCCGGCCGCGCAGGAAGGUUCUCUUCCAAGUUUAAAGAGGGAGAAGUUACGACGAUGCACAGAGAUGAUCUGCCCGUCUUGAAGGAAAUCCUCAGCCACUCUGUAGAUCCCAUCGAGACUGCAGGUCUGCAUCCAACUGCAGAGCAGAUUGAGAUGUUUGCCUAUCAUCUGCCUGACGCUACGUUAUCCAACCUGGUUGACAUAUUUGUCAGCCUCUCUCAAGUGGACGGUCUGUAUUUUGUCUGCAACAUUGACGACUUCAAGUUUCUGGCUGAUAUGAUUCAGCACAUCCCGCUGAACCUGAGGUCCCGCUACGUCUUCUGCACCGCUCCAAUCAACAAAAAACAGCCUUUCGUUUGCACAUCCUUCCUGAAGUUCGCCCGUCAGUUCAGUCGAGACGAACCUCUGACGUUUGACUGGGUCUGUCGUCAUGUCAGCUGGCCGCUGUCUCCUCCCAAAAACAUCAAAGAUCUGGUCCACUUGGAGGCCGUCCAUGACGUGCUGGACCUGUAUCUGUGGCUAAGCUAUCGCUUCAUGGACAUGUUUCCAGAUACGGCUCUGAUUCGAGAUGUCCAGCGGGAGCUGGACGGCAUCAUCCAGGAGGGCGUCAGAAACAUCACCCGCCUCAUCAAAAACACCGACCCGACCAUAACCGACGCAGUCCAGGCGCAGGGCGGCCGACGCGCGCCGACCCUCGGCGGCAGCGGAAAGACCAGCAGUGGUUUCGUGGGCAGAACCGCAAAUCAUGGCGGACACAAGGGCCCGGGACAGACGAUGGACAACUCUCUGGCCGGCCGUCUUAUCAAAGAUGGGCUGCUGACCCCUGGUCUGCUCCUUCAGCUGCAGAAGGAGUGGUCCAGAGAUAAUGACGACGACAACAAAGGGAAAGGGAGGAAGAAGAAGAAGCGAUGACGAUGAUCACUGUGCAUCUGACAGAAGCCUUACGAAGCAUGUGCUUGAAAUUAUUCACCGCUCAAAGCAAGAAACAUGGUGGCGUCUCCACUGUUUUCAUCACUGAAAGCACCGCAGUCGGCUUUCAGCUCCUGCAUCUGAAAUGAAACGCAGCUGGAAACAGCUGGAGUGUUGGAUUCAGGUCUUACUGUGACUUUACUUCUUCAAUAUACAAUACAUGAUCACACACAAACACAAACACACACACCCCCCUCUGGUAUCAGCUGCUAGGAAACAAACUUCCAUAUAAACAGGACAAGAGGAGGAAUCAAACCGCCAACCAUGGAUUUUUAAACUGAUCCUCUUCACCAACCGAGGGACGGCCACUGGCUUAAAAUUUUUGCUAAUUUUCUUUGUUACUUUGUGUUUAAAGUGUCACUUCUUAUGUUUUCAUUUAACACACAAAUGGACAAACUGUGAACUGUGACCUAUGACCUCUUUUUCUGUGGAAUUCUCAUGUAUCUGCUCGGUUCAACUCCCGUUUCCGUCUAAUGCUUGGGAAAGUAGUCUCCAUCUAGUAUCUACCGAUCUCCUGAUCCGACGGUGUCAGGGGUCAGGAGAAAUCAGCCCGUAACGAUGAGUCAUUGUGAUAAAUGUUUCAUCACUACAGACACCUUGUCUUCUCCAGCUGUAAUAGAGGGUCAAACUUUGGCAGAAAUAGAGAUUUUUCAUGAUCUUCAUUGUCUUUCUUCUUUGAGCUUUCUUUUCUUUUUCUUCUUCAGUUUGUUUUUCUCAGUUCAGGCAGCAGAAGCUGCCGGUUUCCCAUCUAAAGCUUUGUUUCAGAAUGAGGCCAUCAUGUAACAUAUAAAAGAUUUGAACUGUUGAUUUAUUUUACAUAUUUAUAUUCUAAGUGGGGAUGUAAGUCUUUACUUUUCACUAGUAUCCAGAUUUUCUUUGUUAUGCACCUCAUGUGCAUCAUGUAGUGUUUUUGUUGUGUUGGCCUGUUCGCAGAACAGUUUGAUUUGAGUGCAGCACUUAAAAUCUAAUUCUAUAUAUUUUUUUGAAGAUAGUGUCAUUUGUAAAUAAAAGCUCUUUUA
Salarias fasciatus (jewelled blenny) is the source of this 3516-nucleotide messenger RNA. RefSeq names its product SUV3-like helicase (gene supv3l1). Gene Ontology annotation, cellular component: mitochondrial degradosome. Lineage: Eukaryota; Metazoa; Chordata; Actinopteri; Blenniiformes; Blenniidae. Bases 119 to 2440 code for a protein of 773 amino acids. Gene Ontology annotation, molecular function: ATP binding; RNA helicase activity; hydrolase activity, acting on acid anhydrides. The transcript is spliced from 16 exons. The record is from RefSeq and is a predicted model, not a curated record. Gene Ontology annotation, biological process: mitochondrial RNA 3'-end processing.